GGCCGUUUAGGUAAGCUAACAAGUUGAAGGACUUAUUAAAAUGAACUUAUGGUUAGAAAAGUAAACAUGGCAAACCGGCCGAAAUUUUUCUUACUGUGUUCUGAAACGCGCAAACAUGUGGACUUCCAAAGUCAAUGGUUUCACAUUACUGUGUUCUGAAAUUUUUCUUGAUCACAUACUAGUAUUUCCCAUCUCCCAUCCGGCCACCAUCAAUCACUUGCUUUUGUUCAUCCACUAGGCUUAAUUGCCGACCACAGUCCAAAGAGGGGAAAGGAAUCUAACAUGGCGUAUGCUGCAGUGGUGUAUCUCAGGCAACUGUUGGAGGAAGAAUUCAUUCAGUUUCUGUGCAGAGUUCUCGAGUUCGAGGAGUCCAAAGUGAAAGAUUUUCAUCUCAGGGUAGAUAACGUCCUUAACAAAUUGAAUUCUGUUCAAUACAUUUCGCCUUCUCAUCUAGCUGAACUACAAAAUUACUUCCUACUUCUAGCACCCACCAUUGUUGAUGUAGAUUUGAUCGACGAGGCUGCGUUGUUCGAUAGAGUGUUGUUAUAUGAUCGCACUGUUUUAGAUAGAAUCCCGCAGUUGAUGUUUCGACUCGAUGACAUUAACUCUAGAUUGGAGAAUUUCGUGGAUUCCCGGAAAUUCAGGUUACAAAUCGUCUCUAGCCAUUCAUCUGUGAUUUUAGCGCAGCAAAGUCUUAUGGUAUUCGCAAACAACCUGCUUUCUUUGAAUAAGGAAUAUCAACAGGUCGUUAGCUUGCUUCUUCAGGUGGCAGAAGAAGCUAUUUCCCUCCUGAAUAGCCUUGGCAUUUUGCUGCUGAAAGUGGAGCGUUCUACUGUUUAUCAUCCGGCUGGGAAUCAGAUACGACAUCUUUCAGGCGAAGCAGGAGAUCAAAUUGAAGAUUGUUUGACAGGAUACCCCUUCUCAUGGAAGAAGAUUGAUGUUUUAGCCCUCAGGCAGGUCAAGCAAAUCAUGGGUUACUUAAAAGAGAUUAUUGACCAAUUUGACUCACACACAAGGAAGGAUCAGCACCAGCUUAAUGAAUUACGGUCCAAAUCUAGAAGUUCAUUCAUGUCGCAACUUCAUCAUCACGGCCUACUUCACCAGCGGAAGAAUUUCUUCUGCAUUCGGGCUGAGUGUGAAGAGGAUCCUAGGGAGGUAUCAGAUUAUAUGCUUUCCCUAGAAAAUGUUACACAAGUUAGAGGUUCAGCUGAAUCGUCACAAAAACUGGAGCAAAUCGUGAUAGGUCUUGAUGAUGAUAUAGCCAGAGUCGUGGAUGAACUUACUGGGCCGUCACCUACACUAUCCAUGGUGACAAUUGCAGGAAUGGGAGGUAUUGGUAAAACUACUCUUGCCAAAAAAGUAUUUCAUCACCCGAGCAUUGUCUAUCAUUUUCAUUUUAUAGCAUGGGUCAAUAGCAUAUCUAGUCCUGAUCAAGCAUUGUCCCAUCUUUUGCAAUCUAUCGCGAGUGUUCGCAAUGGAAUCCCGGGACAAAUCAGUGAUGAAGACAGUGAAUCAUCUCCCGAUGGAAUUCAUGAUCAGAGCAGAGAGGACAAAGGCCAAAUCUUGUGGAGAAGUUUAAGGAAAAGAAAGUAUCUAAUCGUAGUGGAUGAUUUAUGGAGUUUUCAUGCUUGGAAUGAUAUUGAAAUAUACUUCCCAGAUGACAGCCUUGGUAGCCGAAUACUACUAACCAGUCGUUUCAUGGAAUUCCCCACAUUUAUUCCGAGAAACCACCUCCAUUGUAUGGAACUUCUAAAUGAAGAUAAAAGUUGGGAAAUGCUGCAAUACUUGGUAUUUGGAGCGAACCAAGUUUACCCAGGUGAGUUGACGAGUAUUGGGGCCCUAAUAGCUAAAAAAUGCAGGGGACUGCGAUUAGCAAUUGUUGUUAUUGCUGGUAUUCUCCUCAGCAUUCCAAGGUCAUGUGUACAUUGGGAAAGUGUGUUGAAGAGCAUAAACACCACAGAAUCUGGCAGUGUGGAAAAAUGUUUAAACAUACUUGCUUUAAGUUACAACUGUUUGCCCCUUCACUUGAGAGCCUGUUUCCUUUUUAUGGGGUCUUUCCCGGCAAACUGUGAAAUUGAUGUGCAGAAGUUAAUCAAUUUAUGGAUAGCCGACGGCUUAAUGGAAGCCAGACCCUCAAAGCCUCCUGAGAAAGUGGCAGAAGAUUGCUUGGAAGAUCUUAUUCGCAGAUGCUUAGUUGUGGUUGGGCAAAGGAGUUUUGAUGGGAAAAUAAAAACUUGUUUCAUUCAUGAACUCCUCCGACAGUUAUGCUUGAGAGAAUCUUCUAAAGAAAGCUUCAUGCAAGUUUUCCCAGGGGAAGCAGUAGAUCAAGGUUUAGAAGAGCGACGGCAUCUCAUCUUCACUUCAAUCAAUCAUGCUGCUGAUGUCCAUUUAUUGCCUCCACUUUGUCAUCCCCGAUCUUUUAUUUUGCACACUCCCGGUUUCGAUAUUUCACAAGAUGUGCUAAUGUUCAAGUUGUCAUGCUUUAAAUGGCUUAGGGUGCUGGACAUAUAUUUUCUGCCUCUGGAUGUUUUUCCUACAGGAAUAUUGGACUUAGUAAAUUUAAGAUACCUGGCUCUAAGCAUAAGUUAUAUGCUUGAUGCUUCAAUUUCUCGGCUUUGGAAACUUCAAACCUUAGUUGUCUAUGGUCCAUGGAUCCCCAGGGUAGUCAAAUAUUCACCAACUCUUUUAUUUGAUUAUUGGAAAAUGCGCUGGUUGAGGCAUAUAAGUGUUAGGGUUCCCAGUUGCUUCGGACAUAUUGACCUUCCUGAAAGGUCGCGAGGCGGUUAUCCUGUUUCUAGUAAUCUCCAGACUUUAUCCACAGUAACAUUUUCCAGCUGUACACAAGAAGCCUUCUUGUUAUUGAUCAAUCUUAAGAAUCUAGGGAUUUAUGAAACUAGAGAAGAUUAUGAAAAUGGCACAUGCUUAAGAUGCUUUCAGAAUCUGCAUUCCUUGGCUGAACUAGAGACGUUGAAGUGUUCCUUUUUCAAAGCACGUGAAGCAGCAAGAAGUUUAAACCCGGAUGUUUUACCAGCUUCCCUAAAAAAGUUGACUUUGAUCAGGAGUUAUUUGUCUUGGGAUAAAAUGUGUCUUCUUGCCAAGUUACCUCGACUUGAGACCUUGAAACUGAAAGAUUAUGCUUUCAUGGGAGAAGUAUGGGAAGCAACUGAGGUAAUAUUUGGUGGUCUGAAAUACUUGCUGGUUGACAAAACUGACCUAGCUGAGUGGGAAGCUGAAGGAACCGACCAUUUUCCUUGCCUGAAGCGUCUAGUGCUCAGGUCCUGCAAGUCCCUUUGUGAGAUUCCUUUUGAUUCUUUCACGGUCCUUGAGAAGAUUGAUCUGCACAACUGUAGUCGGUCAGCAGAGAAUUUAGCCAAACAAUUCCAAGAACAGUAUGGAUUUCCAGAGGUCACUGCUACAUCCACGAAAAGAGCAGUGGAGAAAGGUGGACAAUCAUAUGAAUUCGAGUAUUGAAGAUGAAGAAAUGACGGACAUAAUGUGUUAGUGGAGUUUCAGUAAACCAAUUGCUUGUAUCUGGGUGAGUGUAUUGGUUCAUCAGCUUGAACAUACAGUCGCUGAUUGUAUUGUUACUCAUUAUUGGCACCUCCUCUGUUCUGCAAUAUCUAUUCAUGAAAAGAAAAUUGUUUGAAG
Molecule: messenger RNA, 3648 nt
Organism: Oldenlandia corymbosa var. corymbosa
Lineage: Eukaryota; Viridiplantae; Streptophyta; Magnoliopsida; Gentianales; Rubiaceae
Source: the annotation of a GenBank genome assembly